Messenger RNA from Papaver somniferum (opium poppy), 3717 nucleotides. Its product is annotated as E3 ubiquitin-protein ligase UPL6-like. NCBI's taxonomy places the organism in Eukaryota, Viridiplantae, Streptophyta, Magnoliopsida, Ranunculales, Papaveraceae. The transcript has 27 exons. Gene Ontology annotation, molecular function: ubiquitin protein ligase activity. Gene Ontology annotation, biological process: ubiquitin-dependent protein catabolic process; protein polyubiquitination. The record is from RefSeq and is a predicted model, not a curated record. Bases 139 to 3252 code for a protein of 1037 amino acids.
CUUCCUUCUGAUUCCAGUUUCCUUUCUUCAUCGCUGUCGGGGAAAAAGCUGAGAGGAGAAGACGAACUCCUCAGAUGUCCGUGUUAACUUUCUCAUUCUAGUAAAUCAGGGCAGAAUUUCUUCACAUUCGGAUUAGGGAUGUUCUUUUCUGGAGAUUCGACUCGUAAAAGAGUUGAUUUAGGCGGAAGAAGCUCGAAAGAAACAGAUAGAAAGAAGGUAUUAGAACAAUCACGAUUAGAAAGACAACGUCGACAAGAAUUAAAGCAGAAAAAUGCUUCUGCACUCAAAAUUCAGAAAUGCUACAGAGGGAGGAAAGUUGUAGAAGGUGAAAGGAAUAGAGUGAGAGAUGAAUUUAAGUUAACUUACGGAGAGAAAUGUCAAAAGGUAGACAGGCGUUGUUUUGACGUUGAUUCGGGUUUUCUUAGUAAGUUAUUGUUUUUCUUCAAAGCAAGUAAUGGUGGCGACUUUUUGGUUCUUGUGGAGACCUGCAGAAUCCUUCGUCGGCUUGCUUUAGACAGUGGGGAUUUGGUUAGCCUCUUUGCAAGCACAGAGUAUUCCUUAAAGCGAGCGGCAGUGGAACAUAGAGUGAAGCGUUUAGCAAAUAUUUGUCUUCAGGCAGUUCAUCAGAAUAGGUAUCAUCUAAAAGACCAGCUUAUGUUGUCGUCAGAGUUUUCUGAUACUCAUACAGUUGUCUUGCUUGAGGCAGUGAUCCUGUUGACGAAUUCGAGUCUUCCCUGGGCUUGCAUAGUUGCUUCUCAUCUUCAACAAACACAUGCAUUUGCCUUGUUGAGAGACAUCAUUCUUACGGAAGCUUAUAUUGUGAAGACUCGAGGUGCUACCGGGAAAGGAGCAUCUUCUUUAGAGCAUGUCCUUACCCUUAUUGUUCGUCAGAUUGGUGAACAACGACGAAUUUGCUCUGUCAAUGAUUCUCAGUGGAGUUUCUCCUCACAAAUUCUUACCAUUCCGUUCUUGUGGAGACGUUUCUCAUACUUAAAAGAUGUCUUUGCAACUCAAGGGUUGGUUGACCAUUAUAUUCAUGAGAUGUCAUUAUGUGUGCGUAGUCAUACCUAUGUUCUUCCUGAUGAUAUCUCGCGUGAGUUUCCAGGGUAUGCUUGCCUACUUGGAAACUUCUUAGAAGUUGCUGGGGUUUCUUUGUCUCGACCAAACUGCUCAUUCGACAUGGGCAUAGACUUUGCUACUGUUUCAACAUUUUUGUUGGAGGCGUUGCCGCCGUUAAGAUCCCUGGAUACAGACAUCGGUGGAAAUUCAACUCCGAACGAGGAUGAAAUGGAUGUUGAAGAGGAAGUUAAAGAAACUAUAGUUAUGGAUCUUGAUUUGGAACGGCAGAUUUCCAAUGCCAUCAAUCCACGCCUUCUUCAGCAAUUGGUAAAUGUUCUAUUUAGAGGUGCCUCACUGCUUAAUGGUCUAGAAAGAGGUUUGCCACAUGAUCAAGAGAUGGCAGCAGUUGGUGCUGUCUGUUCUUUCCUGCAUAUUACGUUCAAUACCGUACCUGUUCCUUUCCUCAUAACUGGACUAGCCUACAGAACUGAGCUUGUUCAGAUUCUCUGGAACUUUAUAAAGCGCUGCCAUGAGAACCAAAGGUGGCCGGCAUCGACAGAACUAACAGCUAACCAUUCUGGCGAAGUUCCUGGUUGGCUAUUACCACUAGCUGUUUUCUGUCCUAUAUAUACGCAUAUGCUCCUGUUAGUCGGUAAUGAUGAAUUCUAUGAGCAGGAGAAGCCACUCACGCUAAAUGAAAUUAGGAGCUUGGUCAUUAUUCUUAAGCAGGCCUUGUGGCAACUGCUAUGGGUAAUUCCUUCUAAAUCUCCCAAUGUGACGAAAACUGCAGUUGAUUUCUCUUCACAAAAGAAACACUCUACUGUCUUCUUGCAACACAGGGUUAACAUUGUUACUUCUGAGCUCCUAACUCAGUUACAAGAUUGGAAUAAUAGGAGACAGUUCACAACACCCAGUAAUUUCCAUGCUCAGGAAGCAGUUGACGAGCUUUUCAUCUCUCAAGCUCUAACUGAAAAUUCCAGAGCGUAUGAUAUAUUAAGACAAGCUCCCUUCUUGGUUCCGUUUACUAGCAGGGUUAAAAUAUUUACGACACAAUUAGCGGCCUCGAGGCAAAGACAUGGACAGCAUGUUGCUUUCACUAGAAACCGAUUCCGAAUUAGACGCGAUCGAAUUUUUGAAGAUGCUUUCAAUCAACUGAGUGCACUAUCGGAAGAAGAUCUUCGAGGAGUGAUCCGUGUAACCUUUGUUAAUGAGUUUGGAGUGGAGGAGGCUGGAAUAGAUGGUGGUGGUAUUUUUAAAGAUUUCAUGGAGAAUAUCACUCGAGCAGCCUUCAAUGUUCAGUACGGGUUAUUUAAGGAAACAGCUGACCACCUUUUAUACCCUAAUCCUGGGUCUGGACUGGUACAUGAACAGCAUUACAACUUUUUCUAUUUUCUUGGAGUUGUUCUUGGAAAGGCAAUGUUUGAAGGAAUUCUUGUGGACAUACCAUUUGCAACAUUUUUUCUGAGUAAACUGAAACAGAAGCACAACUAUUUGAACGACUUACCUUCACUUGACCCAGAACUCUAUCGUCAUCUUAUUUUUCUGAAGCAUUACAAAGGGGACAUUUCAGCAUUAGAGCUGUACUUUGUCAUUGUGAGCAAUGAAUAUGGGGAACAAACAGAAGAAGAGUUGAUUUUAGGAGGAAAGGAAAUUCGGGUGACAAAUGAGAAUGUAAUUCGAUAUAUCCAUCUUAUUGCCACACAUAGGUUGAAUAUCCAGAUACGCCGCCAAAGUACGCACUUCUUGAGGGGAUUCUCGCAGCUGAUACAAAAAGAUUGGAUAUCAAUGUUCAAUGAACACGAACUUCAGCUUCUGAUAUCUGGAUCUCUUGAGGGCCUGGAUGUGGACGACUUGCGAUCUCAUACUCAUUAUAGUGGUGGAUACCAUGCUGAUCACUAUGUCAUAGAGAUGUUUUGGGGAGUUGUGAAGAGUUUUUCUUUGGAAAAUCAGAAGAAAUUUUUGAAGUUUGUGACUGGAUGCUCUCGAGGACCAUUGCUUGGUUUCAAAUAUCUGGAGCCUCAGUUUUGUAUUCAAAGGGCUGCUGGUGAUGCUUCUGAAGAAGCUCUUGAUCGAUUACCAACCUCAGCUACUUGUAUGAACCUUCUGAAACUUCCACCCUAUAGAAGCAAAGAACAGCUUGAAAACAAAUUGAUGUACGCAAUCAACGCAGAUGCCGGUUUUGAUCUCAGCUAAAUUACUAUAUCGAAUUUUGUUGCUAUCAACAGUUAUCUUUGUUGAUUAUCCUUACCGAAGGACACACUCGCCCAUCUAAGAGGACCCGUUCAAAGACUGUAGAACAUUUAGAAGUAGCAUCUGAACUCUUGGGGUGGAGACAGCCAGUUGCACCAAAAGAUCAGAAGAGAAAGUAUUCAAAUGUAAUAUAUACACAAAAAUACAUUUCUGUACAUAUCCCUGGGGUUAAGGCUGGUUUGGGGAACAACCGGCGACAGCUAGGUUUCAGCCCUUUUUAGUAAUGUCUCACUUUUUCUCAUAUUACUUGUGUCAGUUAGGGCUGCAAGAUUUGCGAGGAUGACUUUUUCAUUGUGUAAAUCAUCCAAUAGCGACGCUAUUUUAAAUAAUUGAACUAUUGUUACUAUGUUCAAGUACAGAGUAAUUUAUGAUGAGGUUAAAUAUGGAUGCACAAUAUUCUGUGAGGUG